Messenger RNA from Vigna unguiculata (cowpea), 1480 nucleotides. RefSeq names its product P-loop containing nucleoside triphosphate hydrolases superfamily protein (gene ZEU1). Gene Ontology annotation, biological process: dTTP biosynthetic process; dTDP biosynthetic process; dUDP biosynthetic process. Lineage: Eukaryota; Viridiplantae; Streptophyta; Magnoliopsida; Fabales; Fabaceae. Gene Ontology annotation, molecular function: nucleoside diphosphate kinase activity; ATP binding; dTMP kinase activity. The record is from RefSeq and is a predicted model, not a curated record. Gene Ontology annotation, cellular component: nucleus; mitochondrion; cytosol.
UUCAUCAUAUAUUCUGUUUGCUCAAAUGGUUUUGUUGUGGAUUAGGUUUAGGGUUUAGUGUUAAAUACCCCAAUUGUGUUAAACCAGUUUCAGACCUCAGCCUAUAUGUCAUUGACACUUUGACACUUUUCUAAUCUAUCUUUUUUCUGUUUAAUUUAUCAUUUCUUGUCUUGUUUUUUUCUAUUCAAUUAAGUUUGUCUGGUUUUCUUUAAUUAAACUAUUAUGCCAACCCACUUAAAAAUGGGACGGAUUGAUGCAUCUUUCCCUGCCCUAUUUCUUGGGACGCCAAUGGCAGGGUGGGCAUACUUUGUCAAUGUUGUCACUGGAGGAGGAAACUAUAGCUAAAGUAGCAUAAACCCUGACGUCCCAUGAACAAUCUUGUGUCAAUUCUUAUUUUGGGUGUAGGAUUUUCAGAGCACUAGUGUUGCAGAAGUCAUUGAAUUCUCGUGUAAAAUUCUUUUCCAAGUGCUUUCCAAGCAAGAUAAGAAUGGAAAAUAAUCUUAAUAGUAGCACAGGGGGAAAAAUGGAGUCUAGGGGUGCCUUGGUUGUCCUAGAAGGCCUGGAUCGUUCUGGGAAAUCUUCUCAGUGUAGCAGACUAGUGUCCUUGUUGGAGGGACAAGGGAUCUCUGCUGAAUUAUGGAGAUUUCCUGACAGAACUACAAAUGUUGGGCAAAUGAUAUCUGCUUAUCUUAGUAACACAUCUCAGUUGGAUGAUCAUACUAUUCAUCUCCUCUUCAGUGCUAAUCGUUGGGAAAAGAGGUCAUUGAUGGAAACAAAACUGAAAACCGGAAAAACUCUCAUUGUUGACCGUUAUUCUUAUUCUGGGGUGGCUUUCUCAUCUGCCAAGGGACUUGAUAUUGAGUGGUGCAAGGCCCCAGAGAUUGGUUUGCUGGCACCAGAUGUGGUAGUAUACCUUGACAUAUCUCCGGAGAAAGCUGCGGAAAGAGGAGGGUAUGGAGGUGAGAGAUAUGAAAAACUGGAGUUUCAGAAGAAAGUUGCUGAUUGUUACAAAGUUCUUCAUGAUGUAUCCUGGAAGGUUGUUGAUGGUUGCCAAUCCAUGGAAGAUGUGGAGAAACAGUUGCAGGAGAUUGUACUUGAUUGUGUAAUAGAAUGUGGGAAGGGGAAGCUCCUUUCCACCUUGUGGUCGAAAUAGAUGUUAUCCAAUAACAAAUAUGCAAGAUAUAUUAGUUUGAACACCAAAACCCAUUUUUUUGGAACUCUGAUUGCUUCUUUCUUGUGUUCUAUAAUCACAUUGAUUUGUUUCCCUAACAAUUUGAAGACGGCCUGAGAAUUCCUCUUAUACUCAACUUGGAAGGAAUGAAGAGUUCCUCUGCAGCAGCUUUGUGCGUCUCUGAUCAGGUCCAGAUUCACUCAAGAAUAUAUUUAAUGCUUGUGGAAUUCGUAGGAAAAUAUUUUGGUAAAAACCAAAUUAAUUUAUCUAUGAAAAUGUUAGCUCUGUUUAUAAGCCUUUCUUUAGUUA